Messenger RNA from Oncorhynchus nerka (sockeye salmon), 2762 nucleotides. Its product is annotated as spermine synthase-like. Gene Ontology annotation, molecular function: spermine synthase activity. The transcript has 11 exons. NCBI's taxonomy places the organism in Eukaryota, Metazoa, Chordata, Actinopteri, Salmoniformes, Salmonidae. Bases 185 to 1267 code for a protein of 360 amino acids. The record is from RefSeq and is a predicted model, not a curated record. Gene Ontology annotation, biological process: spermine biosynthetic process.
AGUCAUCGGACCAUCCCCCUGCGAGCCCACAAACACACCAGUCUGCGUUGUAGAAAACCCUCUCACUCAAACAGCAGCAGCGGUACUGGCAGUACGAUCAAGGCCCUUCCUUCAGUCUCCACAGGCAAACUCCGUUUUCACACCGGCUGCCUACUCCAGGCAUGGCUGACGGCUGUACCCAGUCAUGGCACUGCGACAUUACACCCUCGACUUCAACCUCUCAGCGCCAGCUGACUGUCCUUCGACUGUGCGUGGGCUGCAGUCUAUAUUUCAAGAGCAGGAAAUGACAGAGACUGUCCAUGACACUGAGGGACAUGGAUACCUUGCUACCUUCAUUGGCAAGAAUGGCAGGUUGGUUAUUCUGCGUGUGCACUCCCAAGGUCUGGUUACCGUUGAUCUGCAGUGUUGUGAAGGAGAUAACAUUGCACAAGUAGAUAAUCUUUUGAAUGCACUGGAAAAGAAGCUAAAAAGUCUCCUACAUGGAAACAUUAGGGGGGUCAAGAGGCUCCCAGCUCUGACACGAGGUGCAGCUGUUGAUCGAUACUGGCCCACAGCCGACGGCAGACUGGUGGAGUAUGACAUUGAUCGGGUUGUAUACGAUGAGGACUCUGCAUACCAGAACAUAAAGAUCUUGCACUCACAGCAGUUUGGCAAUAUCCUGAUCCUCAAUGGGGAUGUUAAUCUGGCAGAGAGUGACCUGCCCUACACCCAGGCCAUCAUGGGCAGAGGGAAAGAGAACUAUACAGGAAAGGAGGUGCUGAUCUUAGGAGGCGGUGAUGGAGGAAUCCUCGCUGAGGCCGUCAAACUCAAGCCAAAGAUGAUCACCAUGGUGGAGAUCGACCAAAUGGUGAUUGAUGGGUGCAGGACGCACAUGAGGAAGGCUUGUGGAAGUGUUCUGGACAACCUGAAGGGAGACUGUUACCAGGUGUUGGUGGAGGACUGUGUUCCGGUUCUGAAAAAGUAUGUGGAGGAAGGGAAGACGUUUGAUUACGUCAUCAAUGACCUCACAGCAGUUCCUAUCUCCACAGCGCCAGAGGAGGACUCUACAUGGGAGUUCCUACAGCUUAUCUUGGAUCUUUCAAUCAAAGUACUGCGUCCUACUGGGAAGUACUUCACACAGGGAAACUGUGCAAAUCUGACUGAGGCACUGGCUCUCUAUGAGGAACAACUGGGAAGGCUCUCAUGUCCUGUGGAUUUUUCCAAGGAGGUGGUUUGUGUGCCCUCUUAUAUGGAACUGUGGGUUUUCUACACCGUUUGGAAGAAGUAAAGAGCUCCCUCUCUCCCAUUCAAGCCCUGCCUGCCGGAAUGUGAAAACUGUCCCCCCCACCCAUGAUCCGCUAUCGCACUGAGGGGCGAUAUGACCCCCCCCCCCCCCUCCGAAAAAAAACAAAAUCUCUACUCACAUUUUUUUUUUUUUCUUCUAAGUCCAACUCUCAAACUCUUUUUAGAUGUUGGUUUUAUAAUUUUAUGUCUAAACUUGCAAGAGAUUGUAUUUCUGUUAAUUGGAUAUUUUGAGUUGGGCUGUUUUUGCAUAUGUGCUCCAGGGAGAGCUGUGGGGCUGCUACCACUGGAUACACUGAAACCUACUGUAGAGGAUGACACAGCAUUUCUAUAACUGGUCCCAGACCUGUCUGGGCUUUAGACUUCUCUGACUAUAGCCUGGUUCCCAGACCUGUCUGUGCUUUAGACUUCUCUGACUAUAGCCUGGUCCCAGACCUGUCUGUGCUUUAGACUUCUCUGACUAUAGCCUGGUCCCAGACCUGUCUGGGCUUUAGACUUCUCUGACUAUAGCCUGGUCCCAGACCUGUCUGGGCUUUAGACUUCUCUGACUAUAGCCUGGUCCCAGACCUGUCUGGGCUUUAGACUUCUCUGACUAUAGCCUGGUCCCAGACCUGUCUGUGCUUUAGACUUCUCUGACUAUAGCCUGGUCCCAGACCUGUCUGGGCUUUAGACUUCUCUGACUAUAGCCUGGUCCCAGACCUGUCUGGGCUUUAGACUUCUCUGACUAUAGCCUGGUCCCAGACCUGUCUGGGCUUUAGACUUCUCUGACUAUUGUUGUCAUGCCAUACAUGUUACAUGUCUUAUACAUGUUUGAAAGGGCAACAAUACUCCUGAGGAGUUGCCUGAAGCUCCUAGAGAUCUGGGACCAGGCUAUAGUCAGAAGUCUAAAUCCCAGACAGGUCUGGGACCAGGCAAGUAUUGACACACUUUAUGCACCUGUCCCUCUGGGUUACUUUUCACAUUUGGGUUAUAAAAGCAGCACCAACAUAGAAUAGCUUUUGGGUUCUGAUUGUGUGAUAGAAUAUGUGCUCCCCAUAGUUUCAACUGAAUGUCUGUUUGUGUGGUUGUUUUUCCUCUUCUGUUGUAACUGUGGCGUGAGUGUGAUUUUGAUUACAGGUGCUUGUCAAGAUGUUGAAAAGGCAGUGUGACCCUGCCCAUUGAGGCUGAAGUGUCCGAACGUGUUUUUAAAAGGGAAAAGGGUCCUCCUUUGUGGCGGUUUCUUGCUUGUAAUGAUUUAUUUUUACAUACUUCGUUUUAAAUUGGUCUAAAAUUCUGUUUGGUGCAUGUGCUGGAAAAGGAAAGUUUUAUUGAAUGUAGCUUACCAUAUACACAGUGCACAUUCAUGCCUUUUGAUGAUUAUUGUGGUGCUUUGUUACAUUUAUUUAUUGGAUAUUAUUUCACCAAAUGCUGUUUUAUCCCACUGGAAAAAAAUGUAUGUUCAGCAGUAACUACCUGCUAUUAAAACGAGUUGGAGAAUAAAA